Messenger RNA from Amphiprion ocellaris (clown anemonefish), 3255 nucleotides. It is a transcript of the gene wnt7ba, whose product is annotated as wingless-type MMTV integration site family, member 7Ba. Gene Ontology annotation, biological process: canonical Wnt signaling pathway; cell fate commitment; positive regulation of JNK cascade. The transcript is spliced from 4 exons. Lineage: Eukaryota; Metazoa; Chordata; Actinopteri; Pomacentridae. The record is from RefSeq and is a predicted model, not a curated record. Bases 413 to 1474 code for a protein of 353 amino acids. Gene Ontology annotation, molecular function: cytokine activity; frizzled binding. Gene Ontology annotation, cellular component: extracellular region.
UGUGCAGACUCAUCCCGGGGGCUGGUGCAUCGGGAGAGGCCACUGUCUCCCCUCCCUUCCAAUGCCACAACAGUCCCACUUUUGGAGACGUGAGCCGGACGCAUCGGACAUCCGGAACCCCCAUCUGCCCCCACCCUCCCUCUCUUCUUUCUCUUUUUUUCUCCCACCUCGUCCUCUUUCAGUCCAGGUGGCGGAACGCACAUCGGCCGAGGGAUGCAGCCUCUCAUCUCCAGCACAUGGACAGCGGAGCUUGGAGCUGCCGCAGAGCGCUCCGUUAGCUAAAGAAAACCAAGACACAUCUGCUCGCUUUGGACUCCAGAUAAAAGGAUAUAUUUGUUCCCACUUCUGUUUUUUUCCCCAUCUUUUUUUGUUUUUUUAAGAGCGCAAAUCAAGUUGUGUUCAAUGCGCAACCAUGCUUAUCGUCUCGUCUCGCAGUGCGCUGCUGUCCGUCUACUACCCACAGAUCUUCCUCAUCCUCACCAGCGGUAGCUACCUGGCGUUGUCCUCUGUGGUAGCUCUGGGUGCAAACAUCAUCUGCAACAAGAUCCCGGGUCUGGCCCCCCGUCAGAGAGCCCUCUGUCAGAGCCGACCAGACGCCAUCAUCGUCAUCGGCGAAGGCGCCCAGCUGGGUAUCAACGAGUGUCAGUACCAGUUCCGCUAUGGUCGCUGGAACUGCUCGGCCCUGGGGGAGAGGACCGUAUUUGGACAAGAGCUGAGAGUAGGCAGCAGGGAAGCAGCGUUCACUUAUGCCAUCACUGCAGCUGGAGUCGCCCAUGCAGUGACGGCAGCCUGCAGCCAAGGCAACCUGAGCCAGUGCGGCUGCGACCGCGAGAAGCAGGGCUACCACGACCAGGAGGAGGGCUGGAAAUGGGGAGGCUGCUCGGCCGACGUUAAGUACGGCGUGGAGUUCUCACGGCGCUUCGUUGACGCCCGCGAGAUCAAGAAAAACGCCCGGAGACUCAUGAACCUGCACAACAAUGAGGCAGGGCGGAAGAUCCUGGAGGAGAGAAUGAAGCUGGAGUGCAAGUGUCAUGGCGUCUCUGGUUCCUGCACCACUAAGACCUGCUGGAUCACGCUGCCCAAUUUCAGAGAGAUCGGCUACCUGCUGAAGGAACGCUACAGCGAAGCGGUUCAGGUAGAGCCGGUGAGGGCGUCACGGCUCCGCCAACCCUCCUUCCUGCGACUCAAAGAGGCUCAGGGCUACCAGAAGCCCACGGACACGGACCUGGUGUACCUGGAGCGCUCGCCCAACUACUGCGAAGAGGACACGGCCACGGGGAGCACAGGGACUAGAGGCCGGCUGUGCAACGGCACCUCGAGCCACGCGGACGGCUGCAACAUGAUGUGCUGCGGCCGAGGAUACAACACGCACCACUACACAAGGGUCUGGCAAUGCAACUGCAAGUUCCACUGGUGCUGCUUCGUCAAGUGCAACACCUGCAGCGAGAAAUCAGAAGUUUUUACUUGCAAGUAGGAACAAGUAGGAGACAGGGCACUGGGGUAGGAUGGGACAAGGGACGAAGGUAAGGGGACAUGACAAAGUGGAAGCGACGGACUUGGAGGUAUUUAUUACAUUUUGCACAUUUUGACAUCCUAUUUGGAGUUCUUUAAAGAGAGCGACGGAAUAUGAAGUUUGGAGAACAUUGGGAACAUUUAAGAAACAUUUGCUUGCAAACGAAAGUGACAAAGAAGUAGCAGGUGAAAGGAAUUGAAGUUCUUGUUUUGCCUCAUUAUUACGAAGACGACGAUGUAUCUCACAGAUGUUCUGCACAAGAGGAAAAAGGACUAUUGUUGGAGAAAACUUCUUUAACUGGAAAUGCUACCAGAGCAACGUGCUUUAGACUGCCAUGAAAUACGACGGGCGCUCAGCGAGGCCUGAAAGACGGCAGCGGAAUAACUGUACACUCACACUGUAUUCUGUUUGAACACUGAAAAUAAAAUGAGAUUAUUUAUGUAAAAAUAUCUUUCAAACUUUAAAGCCUUAUAGGAUGGAUAGCAAAUUCAACUGCUCUAACAUUUUUCCUCUCUUUUGUAAUCCUCGGUCGCUACUGAUACAUUUUAAAGCGGGCGGUAAAGGUUAUUUUUAGUCACAUUUACAGCCACUAAACAGCAAAUUAUUCUGUUUUGUUGUUGUUUUAGAUCCAUUAUCAGUUAUCAGUGCCAUAUCCUAUAGAUUAAUUCUUUUCUUUUGCACUCACAAGGUCACAUUUUCUUUUUUUAUUUCAUCAGUUAUAUGGGGGGCUGUUCUGACACAUCUUCUCUCAUGGACACGGAGGCCCAGGACCUUUUGUUACGCCGAGAACCAAAGAGGCAGAAAACACACACAUAGUAUUUUAAGCACCCAACUUGUCAGUUUGAACGGCACUUCAUCCUGACUGUGCUCAUUGUUUUGUUUGUGGAGGGCUCUUGACUUCUGAGAAAACCAUGUAAGCCUCACUGGAACUCCAUAGAGGUGCAAUCAGGUUCAGAUGCAUCCAACAUUCCCAUGAGCGGCAGAGACAUGGAAUUCCACAUCAUGGCCUCUGCUUACACAAGGCCUUCCAGCGCGGUUUAGGCCUGCCUGGGUGGAUGGCAUGUGCCCUAACCACACAGAAGGGGGUAUGAGAGGAUCAAAGGCCUCAAAGCUAUUUUUGGACAGCACCCUUAAUGUAUUCAGAAAUGUUUAUUUAGGCUUUAUAUAACUUACAAAACAAUUUGAAGAGUAUAUUUUUAUAUGAGGAACGUGGCACUUUAUGUCAUUUAUAGAUGGAGAAGAGAGUCACUAUUUACAAGUGUUUUCUAACGUCAGUGUAUUCAGAUUUGAAAGCUAUAAAUUAUUUGGAAUUUAUGUCUUUGAUCGAAAAAAAACUGUAAAUAUUCCACAUGUUUUAGCGAAAGUAGACCAGAUUUGUCCACCUUCACACGAUCCUUCACAAUCCAAAGUAGUUCGGAAAAGUUGAGAAAUCUUGUGUAAGCCACUAUUUGAGCAAAUACAUGGAAGUUGUUAAUAGAAAAUACAUUGGAGCCAAAUAAACUAAGUGCGCAGCUUUAGAUCGAGGAGAUUUCUGUGUUUCCACUUGUCUUAAUAGUGCUUUUAGUUAACUAGAGGCAACACACUGUUUCCUAAGUUUCCUUAGUUAUAACUUAAAAUACAGCUUAAUUUAAGUUUCUUUAUUUGUUUUGUGGCCAAAAAAAAUCAAAAAUCAAAGUCUGCAUCACUUACAAACAUGGACAUUUGUAUUUUUUUCUUUUUUUAUCAAUAAAAUUUGAGCAUCC